CGCCGUAAGACAUUGAAGGAAUAUAUGUUGCCUUUAUUAUAUCUCUUGGUUUGGUCAACCCAUACUGUCGUCAGCUUAGAUAUUGAUACUGAUAUUAACCUAAGCUCAGACUUGAAAGGUUGUCUGAUCGGAAAUCCGUCGGCAGUCAAAUUGUGUACAAAUAGAGAUGGUAUUUCUGUUGAUAUAACGGAAUCUAGUCUUCUACAAAAGGGGAAUACUUGCAUAUUUGAAAAUGAAGAAUAUCCAGUGGUUUGUCAGAAUGGAAUGAUUACUCUCACAGCGGGUGGAAAGUUUAUAGAAGAGAGAAUUGUUCAAAGAAAAAAAAGAUUCCUUGGUGGUUGGACACGUGCCUUUUGCCUUUUUCUGUGCAAUAAUCAUCACCACCAUUCUCCUCCAAACAGACCCCCAAAGGUUAUUAGGAAUGUAGCACUAAGGGUAGGCACACCUAUUUACGCAGCACAAAGAAGGUUAAGUACCAGAGUGUAUUGGGAUGAGCCAGUUAUCACGGAUCCAGAACAAGGAACGUUAAAAAUUACUACUUCACCUAGUAAUUAUAGAAGUGGUGGAGAAUAUACCGAAGGGUCUUAUGUUAUACAUUUUAUAGGGACAGAUGAAGGGGGUCUAUCAGCAUCUGAUUAUCUUAUAUUCGAAGUCAAAGUAUAUCGAUGUGGACCCUUGCGCUGGCCUGAGAAUGGCGACAUCAAUUGCAAUAGUAGAGACAUAAUAUAUGGGACAACCUGUACAGUAUCGUGUAAAUCAGGAUUCUCUCUCAGUGGCAAUAGCAAUAUGGUAUGUCAAAAGAAUGGGUACUGGUCACCUGGCAGAAUACCAGAUUGUAAACCUAAAGCUUGUAGAGGGUUACCAAACAUAUUAAAUGGAAGAAUUUCCUGUUACAAUAAUAAAAUGGUGUACGAUAAUAUUUGUGAAGUGGUGUGCGACGAAGGUUUUCGUGCAAUAGGAAAUCACUUGAUUAGAUGUAAUUCUGAAGGCCAGUGGGGAGCUUUGCCUACAUGCAAAGAUAUUCUUCCUCCUACAUUUCUACACGGAGAGUGUCCGGAUGAUAUGCAAGUUUACAUUGAUUCUACAAAUAAUACUGCUACUGUAACUUGGGAAGUGCCAUCAGGAACAGAUAACUCGAAGGAAUCAGUGAUUAUUAAAGAAGAACAUGGUUAUGUCCCCGGGCAACGUUUCAAGGCGGGAUCAUAUGCUGUGAAAUACAGUAUAGAAGAUCAAGAACAUAACAAGGGAGACUACUGUAAUUUCAGAAUUGAAAUUUUGACCAUCAGUUGCGAGCCUCCAAAUCUGUUGGUGCCACAUUUAGUGUAUGAAUGUCCAGAUUCAUAUAGACUUGGGGCGUCUUGUUCUCUCCGUUGUAAAUCUGGAUAUCCAUUAGGUGGAGCAAAUCAAAUUCAUUGUAAAGUUAAAACAAAGAGUUAUCCACCAGCAGUAAACUGGAAAUGGAAUGAUGACAGCUUAAAACCAUUCUGCAAAGAAACAAAUUGUUCAAGAGCUGCUCUCAGUGAGCCUUUAAACGGAGCUCUUGCUUGCAGUGAAUGGACGCAUGGUCAAAUGUGUCAAAUGCAAUGUGAAACAGGUUAUGAUAUUCCCAACAUCGGGCUUGGUUUUUUUGUAUGUGGACGAUCUAUUGGCAAAUGGAGACCAACAAAUAAUGUGCCGGAUUGUAAUGUGAAAAUGGACGUCACACAUAUACAUCUGCCUAGCAAGUUUUACUAUUAUACUGGACGUUGUAACAGUUCCGUAGAAAACAUGAGACAAAUUAAAGAAAACUUUGUACUAGCUUUAAACAGAUCAAUGUUUUCCGAAGCUUGUCGUGGCGUUCCAGAAUGCCGUGCAGAGUAUGUGAAUGUCACGUGCGGUUCCAUUUCCGGACGCCACAGACGCGAUGUUAGCACAAAUACUUAUACACAUGCAUAUGAAGUACAGUUUGAGAUUGUUGCAAAAUUUCAAAACAUAACCGGAAAAAGCAACAAAGACGUUGUUUUAGAAAAUAAAGAACGACUUUACAACAUGUCAGACAUCAUCCAAAAAGAAGUUGAUAAUGGUCUCUUUAACUUAAACAUAACAGACACACACGUUAAUAACAAUUCGUACAUCCCUGGACAACCAGUUUUAAUAUGUCCACCGGGAACAACACCUAGGGAGUCAUCUGCGACUUGUGUUGGAUGUCCGAAAGGAAGCUAUAUGGAAGCACACGGCGUAUGUGAAAAAUGUCCCGUUGGCACUUACCAAAACAAACCUGAUGCCUCAACGUGCAUCCCUUGCCCUGAACAAAUGAACACAACAGGAACCGGUUCUGACGAUAUUGGAAUGUGUCUUGGAUAUUGCACCGAAGGCCAGUUCUCCCAAAACGGUCUUACCCCAUGUGUCAAAUGCCCAGUAAACUCGUACCAGCCAAACAUGAUGACGACAAAAUGUAUAAGGUGCAGGACAGGUACAAUGACGUUAAAUGAUGGCGCAACGUCAACUAAUCAAUGCAUAGAAUACGAUGUACGUCUUUCAUCUGGAAAAACAACAAUAAGAAGAAAUUUGACUUUUGACUCGAUAACUCUAUACAUGUGGGUUUACCAGUUGGCCACAGAGAGUUCUAGUAAACGGCAGAUUUCAAUUCGGUUAUACGGAUCUGAAAAUUCGGGAGCGUCACAAAAUAUUACAAUGUUUCCAGUAACAUGCAUGCGACAAAAUGGAAGCUUGCGACCUGAAAAUAUAAUUCCACUUGCGAAAUGGACUAGCGUCGUCAUCAGGUUAGAUAUACGUGCAAAUGUUCUUUCCGUGUAUAAAGAUGGGAAAUAUGUCUGUCAGAACUCUUCCAUGAUGUCAUCAAAUUAUUCACUGAUCCAAACGCAAUCACUCGAGAUAAAUGGAGAUAUGAAAGUUUCUUCGUUCAAAGUAAUUCCUAGAAUGGCGACUACGUCAGAGAUUUCGAGCUGGUCAUUAACUUGCAAACCAAACAUUACUGGCGAGAUAAUGUGUAUGGAUGACAUUGUUGACACAGGGCUUGCUCAAAUUAUUAUUCCCUCCGUCUGCGAUGAUGUGGACGAAUGUGCAAAUUCCCCAUGUGGUACCCACAAAUGUAUCAAUAUACGUGGUGGAUAUAAGUGUGAGUGUGAAAAAGGAUUCACUGGCAGUCAAUGUGAUAUUCUAAUCGACCUUUGUGAACAAAGCUUGUGCCAGAACAAUGCAACAUGUGUUAUGGGAAAUUCCAAUUAUUCAUGUCAGUGCCCUAAUAGAUAUGGUGGAGCUUAUUGUCAAGUAAGAGCAGUUGACGGAGCGUGGUCUAAUUGGUCUGGUUGGACUAGCUGUUCAAAAACCUGUGCUAAUGGUAUACAGACACGAACAAGAAGAUGUGACAGCCCACCACGUAAUGCACAAGGCAUGGACUGCAACGGAAAAAGCGCUGAAACAAGAACAUGUUAUAUGGAAAACUGCCCAGAGUGCAUUCGUUUAACAAUGACUCAUGGGCUUAGAACAACUUGCAAUACAACAACUGAUUUAAAGAGAUGCACGGUAUCAUGUGAAGAUGGUCUUUAUUUUCCGAUUCCACCUUUGCCAUACUAUGAAUGCGGCGUUGCCACUGGUCACAAAUGGAAUCACCAGACCAAAAAUAAUCCUACUGCAAGGCUUCCAUCAUGCACAGAGAUAGAAAUACCCAAAACAAUAGGUGUGAGCUUCGAAGGACAUUAUACGUCGAUACCGUGUAGUCCUGACAAUAUAAGAUCCCUUAAAGGCCAACUUGAAAGGAAACUUACAAAAGUUGAUUGUUUAAGAGACGGAAUCUGCAAAACUGAAGUGCUCCCGAAAUGUAAUAGUAGUGGACAAUAUGUGUCAGUGAUAGUAAGUCUUAAAGCACCUGAAAAUUACACGAACUGGGGUAUCAAUGUUACAAAAAUAAACGGAACCACUUCCCAACAGAGUUUGGUGGAUUUUGGAGAACACGUGAUACAAUUUGAAACGUCUGCUAAGUACGUUAUGAACAACUCUGCGCACGUUUUUCACGUAGUAAUUGAUGGAACAGAUCAUUCUCUUUCUGGAGGGGAACAGAUGCUGAGUCAUGAAUCGUCAAUGCGUUGUGACCCGGGUACAAUUCCCAUAGAAAUGUUCUGUGCUGAAUGUCCUCCCGGUACAUACAACGACGGGGUAAUUUCUUCUUGUAAAGAAUGCAGGCAAGGCUAUUACCAAAAGCAUUCAGGACAGUCAACUUGCAAACAGUGCCCGUUUGGUACUUCCACAAUUGGAACGGGCUCCACGAAUGUUUUGGAGUGCAAAAAUAUGCAUUACCUAUCAGUGAUACCAGGUGGACAUUACGUCAAUAACACAGAUGUGCGUUCAGACAGGGUUGACGGUCAAGAAAAUGUUGACGUGAAGAUAGCUGUUGGAGUAUCGGUUUCAAUUGCUAUUCUGUUGUUUGCGUCCUGUGUUAUCAUAUUUCUUAUCCGUGGAAGAAAGAGGUAAAAUAUAUUUUGUUUG
Molecule: messenger RNA, 4485 nt
Organism: Ruditapes philippinarum (Manila clam)
Lineage: Eukaryota; Metazoa; Mollusca; Bivalvia; Venerida; Veneridae
Product: sushi, von Willebrand factor type A, EGF and pentraxin domain-containing protein 1-like
Exons: 26
Coding region: 25-4470 (1481 amino acids)
Molecular function (GO): calcium ion binding
Source: RefSeq, a predicted model, not a curated record